AUGGGAUAUGCCGUGUUUGCAACGUUGUUCGCACUACAUGCUGCGGCACUGUAUUUAUUUACGACAGGGUUCUUUCUCACUCGUUUUGAAGUGCCCGAUGUCAGCAAUUGCCACGUCUUACCAUUAAAUCAUGACCCUGUCAUACCACAUCUUCGUGGAACAUGCGGCGACAUGUUCAAAUCCGCUACAAAUGCUUCGACUCCGAAAGAUUGUUGGAUGCCUCGUCGCUUUCGUCGUAUUGUAUUUGUAGUGAUUGAUGCAUUACGUUUUGAUUUUGUCGUUUCGGGAUCAAGUUCUCACCAUUCGAGUUUCUAUAGUGAUCGACUAAGUGUUUUCAAGGAGACUUUCACUCGUGAACCACGUCAUGCUCUUUUGUUCAAGUUUGUGGCUGAUCCACCUACGAUGACUAUGCAACGUCUUAAAGGACUGACGACUGGAUCGUUACCAACGUUUCUAGAUAUUAAGGAUAAUAUGGCCACUAGCAGUCAGAUUGCUGAAGAUAAUUUAUUACGUCAGCUACGAGCACAACAACGUGGAGUCGUCUUUAUGGGAGAUGAUACGUGGAAUACGCUCUAUAAGAACGAGUUUACGAGAACAUUUGCGUUUGACUCGUUCAAUGUAAAAGAUCUUCACUCGGUCGAUCGUGGCGUCACGACACAUUUGUUUACAGAACUUUACAUGCCGGAUUGGGAUUUCCUCAUCGCGCAUUUUUUAGGAGUCGACCAUGUUGGACAUACACAUGGACCAAGUUCUGUCUUUAUGGCUGAAAAACUAGAUGAGAUGAAUGGAAUUUUGACAAGCUUGUUACAGGAAUUGAAGGAGAUGCCAGAUGGCGAUGAUGUGCUGCUAGCUGUUCUAGGAGAUCAUGGCAUGUCAGCUGAUGGAAAUCAUGGUGGGGCUAGUGACGAAGAGACAGGUGCUGCACUGUUUCUUUAUAGCAAAGCACCGCUUGUUGCUACGGCAGGCGACAGCGAGACAGCACAUGCAAAUGAGCUCCAAAGGUAUGCCAAGAAAUUACUAGACGGUUCGCGAGAAGUGCCACAAGUCGACCUUGUUCCCACGCUAGCAUUGCUGACUGGCUUACCAAUCCCGUUUGGUAACCUUGGUAGCGUGAUCCCGUCGCUGUUUUUCAUGCCCUCGUCUUCAUCCGACAAAAGCGACAACAGCGCGCUGUCUGCAUUCCAGACCCUGAAUCGCGCUUUGCGAUUAAAUCUUGACCAAGUGCGGCGUUAUCUCUUCAGGUACUCGUCUGUAUCCAAAUUGCCUAGGCGUGCGUAUGAUCAGCUAGAAAAACUCUUUGAAGAGACACGACGUCUUGAAAAUCAACUUGCACAAGUGCAUGGAAGCAAUAACGCCCCCACGUACUCAAAAGCAGAUCUUCCGUUGCUACUACGUCUUCACGAAGAUUUGUCAAAGCUGCAACAGAAGUACUUGCGCGAAGCCUUAUCGUUAGGGCGUUCCAUUUGGACGCAGUUUGAUCUAUGCAGCAUGAGCUGGGGAAUAAUGCUUCUUUUGUGGGCCUUCAUCAUUGGCGCUAUAUCUACGCGAGCUGCUUACGCUCAUUCAUUGAGCGAGUCGUGGAGUCCCCCACUAGGUGUUGUAGUCGGAAUGGGCAGUCUGCUCUUCGUUUGUCCCGCAAGUAUGAACUUUCCACUUCUCCCAGCAGCCCAACUUUCACGAGGACUGAUUGCUGCUUCUUGCACUGGCCUAGCAAGCAUGACCUCGCAUUGUGUGUUUCGACGAUCAUGCAAAGCGUCCAUAACCGGAGCAAACCUAAGAAAACUGCUGUCUUCGAUUGUAGCGGUGUGGGUGGUGUCUGCAGUAAUUGUAAUGCUUCAUGCGCUAGCACUUCUCUCCAACAGCUAUAUCGUAGCGGAAGACAAAGUUAUGCAAUACUUGUCAGCAACCACAGGAUUUUUCUUGCUCGCGUAUACCCAACGCUUCGAUACCAACCGGAACGUCGCUACGGGUUCUGCGCUAGCUUUCGUCUGUGCAACACGAUUGAGCAGCGCACUGGAGCCGCCCAAUAUUAUUAAAUCAUCGGUGACAAUGGGACGAACGUUUGCUCCAGUGAUUGGUAUAGCUGUUCUUGCUGUUGCAUCCUCCGUGCAGGUGACAAAAUACACCGGGCAGACGCUGUCCCUCACGAGUCGAAUGAUGCUCACAUCAUCAUUAAUGAGCUACUGCGCGUGCGCAAUCUAUUGGGCUACUUCACCUAUCCAUAUUACUAUCUGGAGACUGUGGCUGCCGCGGUUCGUUUUUUUAAUCUUCUUGGGAGCGCUCUUUUGCCUACUCACGCGCGUAGUACCGCAAACCAUGAGAAAUUCCAGCGAACGAACUGGGCAACCGACACAUGACCACUUGCUGUUGGUUUGGCAACUCGUCCCAGUAUUUAUGCUAGUGCUGGGGCCGACAUCCCCGCUUACAGUCUUAUGUCAGGUUGUGCAGUGUCUGAGCUUGUCAUUCAUUGUCUCUUGUCAUCAGAUCACUGCUUCAAAACCAUGUGGAGACAUAACACCGUGGAUACUGCUCUUGGCUUCUUGCUCAUACCAAGCGUUCUUCACAACGGGCCAUGCAAACACAUUUACGAGUUUACAAAACGCCGCUGGAUUUAUAGGCUUUGACGUCUUCAACUUUUACGUUGCAGGGGCUCUUCUCGGUCUCAACACGUUUGGAUGCUUUGCGCUGGCAAUAUUGACACUGCCUUGGUUAAGCUUGAAGCGACAUACGGAUGGAGCCACAGUAGUGCUUGCUUUUUCAGCCUACUUCUCUCUUAAUGCGCUGGUAUCAAUGGUGUUUGUCGCGCUUCAACGAAGGCAUUUAAUGGUGUGGGCUAUCUUUGCACCCAAAUUUAUCUUCGAUGGUGUGGUCUUGUUGGUUGCUGAGUUUCUGCUGAUUCUACUGUAUACUCCAUUUUCAGAGCAUACUCAAUCAAGCCACAGAGACUAA
Messenger RNA from Peronospora belbahrii, 2949 nucleotides. The record is from the annotation of a GenBank genome assembly. NCBI's taxonomy places the organism in Eukaryota, Oomycota, Peronosporomycetes, Peronosporales, Peronosporaceae.